Messenger RNA from Aureobasidium namibiae CBS 147.97, 555 nucleotides. RefSeq lists its product as uncharacterized. The transcript is spliced from 2 exons. Bases 1 to 555 code for a protein of 184 amino acids. NCBI's taxonomy places the organism in Eukaryota, Fungi, Ascomycota, Dothideomycetes, Dothideales, Saccotheciaceae. The record is from RefSeq and is a predicted model, not a curated record.
AUGGAGACGCCGCAGCAUUCCAAGAGGCACAGGAAGAGAGAUUCAGACCUGCUCGCAGAAGUGCCCGACCCUGUCAUCCAGCUUGAUUCUAAGCAGCCAUCUUCAGCAGCAGGUUCCGAUAACUUGCUUUCAAGGAUCGUGCUGGGGCCCCUAACAAUGAUCUCCUUUUUGUUUUCGCUUUGUGUCGUUGACAGCCAGCAACGUGCAUGGCGUCUUGCGCAACGAGCCGAUAGCGAGCCAUGGCCGUUAUGGAAAAGACUCUCGCCCUGGACGUGGUGGAACGCAGAACCUUAUCAAUCUUCUCAUGACUCCACCUGGCAACAUGCUGUACCAGCUACCAGCUUGUCGGAUGGUGCAGAUGGGACCGUUCCCGCUGCUGCGGUGGAUACAGACCACUGGUUCACACGAAAGAAGCACAGGAAGAUGGCCAAACUUACCGUCUCGGACGCAAUUGACAUGAGGGAAGGCAUGGCUAUGGUGCUUGUCACAGCAGCCUUAAUAGGCCUAGUUGUCGUUUUAUGGCUUGCAAAACGCAUGCUGUCAUCAAUUGCAUGA